This is a messenger RNA of Bursaphelenchus okinawaensis, 1358 nucleotides long. The record is from the annotation of a GenBank genome assembly. Lineage: Eukaryota; Metazoa; Nematoda; Chromadorea; Rhabditida; Aphelenchoididae.
AUGGGACAUACGAUUGAUGAAAGGGCUGAAGGUGAACAUAUGAUAGAAGGUGGGCAUAUGGGUGAAGGUGGUCAUGUUGGUGAAGGUGGAUAUAAAUCUGGAUCAGCUGAAGGAACAGAAGGGCAAUCGAGGAGUAAAGAAGGUUCAAGGAAGUCGAAGAAGAAGGGGCUGUAGAGUAGAGAAGCGCGAGGGCACAGUGUAGCAUCGACCGAAACUACCACGGGUACUACGACAACGUACGAUAAUAGGUGUAGGGGCAAAUUUUAAAGAUUUUUAACGUUUUUUUUUAAUUUAAAAAAAAUUAUUUUUGAAAUUGAAAAUUAAAUUUUUUUUGAUUUUUCAACUUUUUUUUAAAAAAAUAUUUUUAAAAUUUAAAAAUUUAAUUUUUUUUUCACUUUUCAGAGGACGCAGCAGUUUCUUAAGUGGUGCCAGCCUUGAUAAAGCCAAAGCGUAUUUGAAUAAACUUAAAAUGGUAUGUUAACAUAGCUCUUUUAAGGUAUUAGACAGCUUUUUAAAUACGUGUUUAAAUCUUUUAAAUUGACAUAUAUCUUUAGAUCGUAUUACUCUGUAAAAUACAUAGUUUUUUGGAUAACAACCUCUGAAUGUAAGCUAAAAUACGACCUUUUUUCAGCGCAAAACAGCUAGCCAAAGUAAGGAACACAUAGAAUUUGUAGCCGAAGAGUUGGUCGAAUCACAGAUUGAACCUGGUGGACAGGAAGAUAAGCUCAAGUCGUAGGUUUUUGAGGACAUUAUUUACCACAGUAGAUUUUUGUUAGGGUAGGGUAGAGUAAAGUAGGAUAGGGUAGGGUCGGGUAGGGUAGAAAUGAGCAACGAGCCGGGCCCGUUUUUGAUUUUGCUCAGUCUUGGCCUGGCCCGGCCCGUUGCUCAUGUCUAGGGUAGGGUAGGCCAAGUAAAAAACAAUAUAGUUACGGAUUUCAGAGAAAAAGCCCCAUCAUCAAAAGUCUUUGCAAAGACAGCACGGAAUGUUUCAGAGCGACCGUCAGUGAAGAAUAGUGCGGUGCAGACGAGGACUGGCUCGGUUGAACAAAGUAAGUCGACAAAUCUAUUAGUUUUUGUAAAGUUACGAGGUUUAAAUUGGUAAAUUAGAGGAUAGAGUGAGUAGGAUGGGUGGGACAAGGUAAGGUAGAGUGAAUAGGUAGGGCAGGGCAACAGAUCUAACGGACAAUUUCUUUUUUUUAGCCGCAGACAGUGCCAAAACAGCAAAGAAACAGCAGCCGCUAAGCAAGUCGAACAAAAGUCAUGUGAAGACAGCCAAAAUGCCAAAGUCAAAAGGACCUGUUCAGAAGUCAAAAUCCGUCGCUCAAAACAAGAAUUCCGUCGAAGAGCCUCAACUUUGA